AGGACAUGAAGGAGGACGCAGAUAGGGCAUUCAGUCAGUCGCGGUGCGUCAUGGGCAAUUCGAAAGCGAAAGAGUAACGUGUUCUCUUUCUUCCUCUUCAUUAAAAGGCGUAAAUACUGUAACAUUUUAAUCGAAAGUCAUAUUUUGUGUUAAAACACUUGUUAAAAAUGCAAGACGGCAGCGAACAUGGCAGCACAAGUGGUCUCAAAAUGGGAACCACCAUUAUUGCAGUUGAGUUCGACGGUGGCGUGGUGGUCGGCUCGGAUUCACGAGUUUCUGCGGGGGCCUCUGUGGUAAACCGAGUGAUGAACAAACUCUCCCCGCUCCAUGACAAGAUCUACUGUGCUUUGUCCGGUUCAGCAGCAGAUGCUCAAACCAUUGCUGAGAUAGUCAACUACCAGUUAGAUGUUCACAGUAUUGAGGUGGAUGAAGAUCCUUUGGUGUGUUCAGCAGCUACUCUGGUGAAGAACAUUUCUUACAAGUAUAAAGAGGAACUAUCGGCUCAUCUCAUUGUUGCUGGAUGGGACAGGAGGGCAGGUGGACAGGUCUAUGCAACCCUUAACGGGCUAUUAACCAGACAGCCGUUUGCAGUGGGUGGCUCUGGAAGUUUCUACAUCUAUGGCUUUGUGGAUGCUGAAUACAGAUCAGAUAUGACCAGACAGGAGUGUCAAGAGUUUGUGAUUAACAGUCUGUCACUGGCAAUGAGCCGAGACGGUUCCAGUGGAGGUGUGGCCUACGUCGUUACCAUUGACAGCGAAGGCGUGGAAGAGAAAUGCAUUCUGGGAAACCAGCUUCCUACAUUCUAUGACCCAGAUAUAUAAUGAUUCCUUUGUAUGGUUUAUCAAUAAAAAGAUUCUCUCCAUUA
Labeo rohita (rohu) is the source of this 865-nucleotide messenger RNA. Its product is annotated as proteasome subunit beta type-9-like. The record is from RefSeq and is a predicted model, not a curated record. NCBI's taxonomy places the organism in Eukaryota, Metazoa, Chordata, Actinopteri, Cypriniformes, Cyprinidae. The transcript is spliced from 6 exons. Bases 168 to 821 code for a protein of 217 amino acids. Gene Ontology annotation, cellular component: proteasome core complex. Gene Ontology annotation, molecular function: threonine-type endopeptidase activity.